AAGGCCAAGGGCAGCUCCCAACAGAAAGGUUGAUGUGGGUCAUCUAGACUCUGAGACCUGAGGCUCAAAGGUCUUUGGGGAAGAGCAUAGCAGCUUCCUGGGACAGCAUCCUGAGACCCAGCCCAGGGGAAAGACAGGUUGGACAGCAUUUGGACUUGGAAUGAAACAAUAAGAGGUUACAUUCAUGGAUAACCAACAAGAUAAGGCUGUUGUUGCCUCAGCCAAUGGAGAAAACACUCUGAUUAAUGGGAUCAAAGAAAAUGACUCAGAGGACCAGGAUAUGGCAAUGAAGUCAUUCACAGGUCUAGACGCUGCUGCACCAAUCCAGCCUAUAUCAGUGGUUCAAAAAGACACUGUGAUGUACCCCCGGGGUCUCCUGCCUCUGCCCUCUAAGAAGCCUUGUAUACAGGGCCCUCCCUCUCCUUUGGGCCUGAUUGAAGCACCUGAGCACGCUGCUAACAGUGCUUCUGUGAAUGCUAUCUCCCUCACAUCUGGCAUCACAAAAGGCCUGAACACGUGGUCACUGCCCAGUGAGUGUGAGAAAGCUCCAUUCGCCAUAAUGGAGCCUGCAGGCAUGUCCGCUCUGAACGGGGACUGCCUCAUGCAGCCUAGCCGGACUUGCUUGGGCUGCUUCAUGGAAUCCAAGGAUGCAGUAGAUCCUGAGCCAGGCAUCAGUCUAAAAGUCGGUGAUCUAAAUAGGGAUUAUGAAACCUGUGCAGUCUCUGAUAUAGGGAUUCAGUGUAUUAAUGCUGGAGAAAACAUGAAAUACGGAGAGCAGCUGCUCUCAGACCAGCUCCUUGGUUUCCCCCUACACAAAUCAAGGGCAGGAGAUAGACGAGAAGCCGAGAAACCCGACAUCGACUUGGAGGAUCCAGCUCAGAAGAGUUAUUAUGAGGCAUUACUCUUAGAUAAGUGCAAUACAGAAGAGGCUUUGCUGGCAAAUUCCAAUCAGGAUUGGGGUUACUUUGAAACUUUCAUUAGUGAGAGUAAGAUUGAACUGCUUGACCUCUGUUCCAAAAAUGAGCUGUCUGUCAACCUGUUCUCUGAAGAAGAUGUCGAUAACUACAUGUUUGAUGAUGAUGAGUCCACACUGGGCAGUGACGUCUGCUCCCUGAAAAUUCGAUAUGAGUCCUUCCAGGACAAUGUUCGAGACAAGACCACCCUUCUGAUGCAGGAGGAUGCCCAAUUCAACUUUUUCCCCAGUGUCUUUACCACCUGCUCCAAGCGAGAGUCCAAGAGUGGGGCCCUGAAACAGAGCAGCGAUUUUUCCCAAUUCAGGGUCCCUGACGUGAGCAUCAUCUGGAGCGAGGAAGAUAAAAACCUGGACAAGAAGAAAGGCAAAGAAGAAGGACAGGAAGACAAAGGUGUGGAGAAAAAAGAUGGAAAGGAAAAUGGAGAAAAAUCUGCCUUAAAAAAAUCAUGCACUGGGACCGAGGGAGGGCAAUUUAAGAAUCCAAAGCAGGGCCAUCUUGCCAAUUCCUUGGAGGCCUCAGGGAAUUUCAGUGAUGACAGCUCCUUCCUUGAGGUCUCUUAUGAUGCCAUGGGGGAGAUCAAAGACUGUAGCCGCUAUAUGGCUCGGGACACUAAUUCUGGCAGCUCCUCCUCCCAGCAGAACUAUGGGCUGCGAGCCAAGAGAAAAGUCAGGUACAGUGAAGAUUAUUUAUAUGAUGUUGACUCACUAGAGGGUGAAAAAGUAAAUGAGAGGAAGGAAUGGCUGCCAGGUGGUUCCAAAGAGGAAGACGAUGAUGAAUGGUGUCCCAAAAAGAGAAGAAAAGUAACCCGUAAAGAGCCCCCUGUUAUUAUCAAAUAUAUUAUCAUCAAUCGCUUUAAAGGUGAGAAGAACAUGCUGGUGAAGUUGGGUAGGGUGGAUGCCAGUGAGACAACAGUGAAUUUGAGUGAGAAUCAGCUAAACAAAUAUGCCAAGUUGGCCCCCUUGAAGGCCUUCUGGCAGAAGAAGAAGAAGAAGCAGAUAAACAGCAGCACAGACUCCAACAAGACACAUUUAUGCCCAAAGCAAAGCUUUGAAGCAGGUAGCUUUGAGGUGUCAUUCCUGCCACCUGCUCGCAAACGAAAAUCUAAACUUGGCAACAGGCACAGGAUUCAAAGAAUUCCAUCCAUGGAAACUUCAGCAAACAGUAAGCAGGUUUCAUUCUGCAAUGAUCAGAGGCAAGCCAGUAGUCACAAAGAAGAUGGAAGCCUGAAGGGUAUACUGAAAUCAGCACCUCUGGCUGCCCCCAGCUGUGCAAAUGGAUCACAUUUAAAUGACAUCACAGGCCCUGACUCAGUGAAAGCCAAAGCCCAAGAUGCAGAGUUUAAGGGGCCAGAGAGGAAAGUGCUCAACAAAAUCAAAUUCAAAAGUGAAGCCAGAUUAAAAUCUAAGAAAAUCAAAGCUGGGCAAGAAAGCAAGCCAGUUGUUCAAAUGAGCCCUCUUUCGGAAGACCGGUCCUCCAAGGCUAAUGUAAAGAAUGAAGCUAUUCCUGGGACCUCAAACACUUCCCAUCUAUCUGAAUUUCAUGAAACAAAGAUUGCUAAGAAUUCCACUUUCCUACCAACUACGUGCUCUUCUGAAAUGCCUCUAUCAUCUGCUAAUGUUGGCACCAAUAUACCUGUUAUCCCUGGAGGGUAUCUGCAAACACUGUUAGAUGCUUCUGACUUGUCAAAUAACACUGGUAUUUCCUACUUCACUCACCACUCUCCAGAGCAAAAUGAAGGCAGCGUCACUCGAACAGAAAAAUCUUUUGUACCUCUUCAGAGUGCCCAGGACUGUGCGCUUUCCUCACCCUCUGAGUCUGAGCUGCAACAAUCAUCUCAAAACUUCAAAAUGGAAUCAAGCAACUUUGGAAGUGCGUGGCCUAACAAGCCUACUUCUGGUUCCCAGGAAUUCAUGGCUGAAGUCUCCAGGGAGACAACACCAACCCAAUCCAGUGAAUUUGGAGUCUCCCAAGUAGUAUCCAUGGAAAAUAACCUCACAACUACCGCAUACAAUCCAGUCUGCCUCAACAGUGGUGGCAGUAGUUGCAACAAGGUCCUAUAUGCCUCUGUGCAAGACACUCCACUGUCAGCUGAUGACUCUUAUCAAUUAUGUCACUUUAACCAUGGAGAGAUCUGCUUUCCUUUCCAGCAUGGCCCAGUCAAUAUGGAUGAUGGUCGACUCUUUAGCUUUGAUUCCAUGGCACCACUCUCUGUCAACUCAAGCAAUUAUUGCUCCUUAACCUUGAAGUCCUGUGAAAAAGAUGGUGAGGAUGAUAUCACUGAUGACUUCCUGGCCCAUUGCAGCCCCAAGCUGGUGAUCCAGCAGAGCAUUGAUGAAAUAGCACCACUAAAGGAGUCCACUGACCUCCUGGAUAUAUCCAACUUCACUCCUGACAAAUUCCGCCACUCUUCCCUCUCAGAGGUGUCCCCACCUGACACCCCCAGUCUUUCCCCUCAAAUUACCAGAUGUGAGAGUAUCAAGACACUAGGAACACUAAAGGGGUUCCAAGAGGGUGUCCCAGGACCACUGGGCAAUAUGGACAAGAUCAAGUGGGACUGCAGUGCCGUUUCACAGCAAGGCCAAGUGGAAGAUGGAUUUUCUUUAAGUAACCAUCAGUUUCAGUUCCAUAUGUUCAAUGAUGAAGAUUCUGUCAGCCUACUCCAAAAAACCCCUUGCUUACCAACGUUUAAUGAUCCAUCCGGUCAAAUGAAUGCGAACAACAAAGUGCCAAAAUCGAGAAAGAAAAGUUCACCCAGCAAGAGUGGGGUUAUGAACCAAAGCUCUUCUCAGAAAAACACCAGGAAAAAAUCUCCCAAAGCCACCAACAAAGGGAUUGAAAAGGCAUCUGGUAAAACCUCUCGCCAGGUCCCUAAGUCAACAAAGAAAGGGAAAUACAUGGCUGCAAUCAAUGGAGAGAAAAUGCAAGUUGGCAUUGGCCGUGGGGGAGGUCAAAUCAACAGCGUGUCCUCCUCAGGGAAGGCACUGGCCGAGUGCAUCCAACGUGAUGGCCCUGGGGCCUCAACGAAGAUGCCAGGUCAGAAGGGACUUUCUGGAGAUUGGGCUUUGGGGAAGGAGAGAAGCCCUGGCUGGAGCGACAUGAGCAUGGGCACCAACACCAACAGCCUCCUGGAUGAUGACCAGCGGGAAUUUCAGGAGCCUUCCUAUAUCUUGUCCAACAUUGCUUCCGGUAUGGCGGAUGUGCAGAGAUUCAUGAUGGCCUCCAUAGAGCCCUUUUGGGAACCCAUGGAACACCAUGGGGACCCCAACAUAGUCUACUCCCCUGAGUCCAAUAGUCUGAAAUUAAAAACCCUCAAAAUAUUGGCUGGGACACCACACGAAUCUAAGAAAAAGGUCAACAACGGGUCACCAGGAGCCACUAAGAAUCACAGGUCCAUCAAGGGUGUGAGUAAAAGCAAUGGGAAAGCAGCGGUAGGUGAUUCUACUCAUGCAAACCUGCCUGCUUAUAAUGAGGACUCUCGCUCUGCCUUCUUUGAGAAAAAGUAUAAUAACCUGAGCACUUUAGGCAAUAAUGGACCGACACACAAAAAGUUGUAUCGUCACAAAUCCAGCUCCAAGGCUCUCAGAGAUGAGAAGUGUAAGGGAAAGCGCAUGGAGAGGGAACAGAUCCACAAGGAUGAGGCUGGGACAGCUUCUUUUGAAAAACUGAGGGGUUCCGACUCCAAUCUCCUAAAAGCAGAAACAGCAUUUUGGGUUUUACCUGUGUUUGAAGAAGAGGCUCGCAUUUUCCAGAAAGACAUUUGAUGUUUAUAUUUUAUUUCUUUCAAAAUAUGCCUUGUGGUAUGUAUGUUGACAUGUAAGUGCUUAAAGAAAAGAAUUUUAAAGUGUGAGAAUAAGUCUUUGGAAGCAAACUUUAAUCUGAUGUUCUAUGUAAAAGACUUUAAAAGUCACACACUUGCACACGUAGUUUAUGCGCUAUUUACCCAAGAAAAAAAGGAAAACAUUGUGCCAAACUACAAACAAGUGACUCUGUUGUAUAUAUAUUUUCCUUCUAUCUCAACAUUUGGUUGUGAGUAUUUGGGGAGCUUGUCCCUGUUGAUUUACUAGAAACAUUCCAGUGAUUCUCACUCUUAACCACCCCCACUUAUGUGGAUAGCACCUAUAGAUCACAGUGGGAAAACAUGUUGUGCUACACAGUUUACCAAAACUUAAAGGCUAUGGUUUGACAUGUGCCAAAUGUCCUUACUUCAUCUCACAGAUUCACCCCAGUUUAAAGCUCAUUAAUGAGUUUCUAUAUAUAUAUAUAUAUAUAUGCAUACAUACAUUAUUUAAAAAUGUUGAACUCUACUGUCCUGUGUGGAAACAUGAAGAAUUAAAUAUGGCACAAUACAGCUCUGUUUGUUCCAUUGUCUAAGGGUUAAAAUGUUGGAAAACUCUGGAAGUCACAACAGCUAAGUCCAUCAAGGACCCAAGUAUAUACAUUUAUAGAACCUUUUACAAGGAAACAAAACAGCUGCUUUAAAGUUUGUUUUCUAAAAGCAAAACCUGUAGCUGAAAAUUUAUUUAAAGUGCAAAGUUAUAUUGCUGAUACUUUAUAUCUCAGUUUUAUAUAUUUUAUAAUAGUCUGGGAUAAAUUAUAAAAUAGCUAUAAAAUCAACACUAAUGAUAAAUGAAGUACAUAGAUUGCUUUUAUUUAAGUAGUUUCCUAAAUGUUCUAUUCCCGUUUUGUCAAAAGUGCAUUCAUAUCAUGCUUUAGUGUUCUUUAAGUGUUUUAUCUUGCAAUGCCAAUGUCUUUUAAAGAGAACGUUAAGGCAUCUCAGAUAAGCUGAACGACUCGUGGUCACAACUAACUUGGGCCAUACAUACUUAGUCUGAGAAUGACUGGUAUUUGAUGCCACACACUAAACUUAAAUUUCCAUUUUUAUAUAAACUUUUGAAAUCACAUUUUUAUUCAGUCCCCUUUUUUUAAAUUUCACAGCUCGAACAUCCCUCACUACUAGCUUUUUCUUCGCCUUUACUUACCACUUGACUUCUAACAUUUGAUCUAUUUUCCUUGCACAGUUGAAGGCCUGUGUGUCUGAUGACUGAUGCAUUAUGGCACAGAUAAGAUAACGGAUAUGAAAGCGCUUUGUAGAUCAUAAAGUGCUAUACAGAUAUAGGGGAUUGAUAUUAUUGUUGUUGGUUGUUGUUGUUGUUAAUCUUACUAUCUUACUAAUAUUGUUGCUAACCUAUUAACUUGUGAAUAUAUAAGCUGUGGGUGGGAGGGUGGAGAAUAAGUGGGUGGGGGAAAAGGGGAUUUUUUAAAAAGGGAAGAUGUUUCAAAAGGGAAAAUUUAAGCAAACUAUGAACCUACCUAGUUAUUGCCACCUGAAUAUACUCACAAACAUUUGAAAGUAGUCAGAAAGAAAUGGAAGGAAGCCUGUCCCAUGUAUUCGUAUACACACUUCCCAGCCCAUGAUUCCUUUCACCAGCCUGCUCUGCUACUUACAGCUAGGUAGUCGAAUGAACAAGCCUGUCGUUGUUGAUGGUGUGACUGUGUGUGUGUGUAGGGUGAGUGGGUGAGGAGCAUUUUGUAAAGCUGCUUCAGACCUGUUCCUGGGUUUUGAUGCUCUGUGUAUGAGGAGUCCUGGAAAAUUUCUUAGUGGAAAGGCACCAGAUCAUACAUGUCUCCUGCUCUACAGCUGCCAUCCAAAAGGGAAAAGCAUCAGAGUGGAACACUUUCUUCUAUUUCUCCACUCUGAUAGCUGUUGGUAGUAAAUUCUGCGGCUGGCUCCUAGGAACUGGUCUUUGCAUUGUUUUUGUUUGUUAUGUUUCGCAGCUGAAUUUUGGUUUGAAAUCACCAACUCUGCCAGACUCCAAACUCACCUGCUGGCAAUCAAAGAAGAAAUAAAGAAAAUGUUCCAUGAUACGAAGUGUCUUAUAAAAAGUAACGACGGGAGCAGUUGUCCCAGUUUUUCUCAGUAUCAGUUCAGCUUUGGAGAAGGGGUGGGGGUGGAGUACAAGGACAGCCUGAAGCUUGGAAACAAUUUCCUUGUACGACUGGCUAUCAUUAGUCCUUUGGAAUGGAUACUCGCAGUUUCUCCUAUGGAGUGCAUUCGGGGCCAAGUCUAGGGCAUGCCUCAUCCCUCUCUCCAGUACAUGAUGUUCUGACUUCUUCAGUUUUGAGGGCUUUGUUGGUCCUGUCUCUGCUCUCACAGCUCUUCUUUCUGUCACAGCAUAGUAGGCCUGACUUUUUGGAGAUCCCUUAUUCAACCAGCUGCCUUCGUAAGGACCAAUGAUAUAAAAAUAGCAUUUUGCCCUAACAGUAAUGUCUCAAGUCAAGUCAGAUAUAGGAAGUCUUCCCUGGUCUGAAAUUCCCGAUUGCCACCACCUGCAAACCUCUGCUCCCUGAGCAGCUACUUCCUAUGAAUGUCUCCCACUUCAUCUCUCCUGGAAAUGGUAUUCUCCCUUAUUUUCCUUACUUAACCUCACUCCUUGGUCUGAGAAUUUUUCUUCUUUUAUAAUCUUAUAUUCCACCUCCCCAAAGUGUCAGAAUAGAAGGCCCUUUGCCAGGCUGCUUUCUUGCAGAAGUUCAGAGAGGAACCUUCUCACUCUUCCUUCCCUUUAAUGGCCUUGGCCACUUUCAAAUCCAAUUUGAAACAUGCUUACCCACACGCGCAGAAUUACAUCACACGAUUGAGGCAAGUUGGGAGCUCCUUUCCCUUGGAAAUCUGUAAGAAUAGACCUGAUCCCCUCUCUGCCCUGGUUAGGUGCUGGACUAUGUGGACAGAGUGGUCUCGACGGAGGUUCUUUGAGACUUUCGGAUUAUGUUUGGGCUUGAACCAGGGGCCCCUCAAGUGUCUCAUAUGCCAGCUUCCUCCCAGCUUUCUCUGCUGACAUCUUGGCACUCUGUGUAAUGAUGUGUUAAGGCCUUACCUUCUCCUAAAUGUUUUCAAACCUCCUGCACUACCUUCACCAUUACUUCUUUAGCCAUCUCCCUGAAGUCCUUGGUGCUAGGUGGGCUUUUGUGACAACUUACAUCUUCUCAGAACUCUUCCUUGUUGGGAUGCAUCUGUGUGUGCUAGGGGGAGGGAGGUAAGUGUGUGCGAACAGAGAGGUAUAAAGGAUGCUUCCCAAGCUGAAAACAACUGGCUGGCAUCCUGUGUUCUGUUAUGUGAGGGUCCACAGUUUGACUGAAUUUCCAUUUUAGUGGGUUGUAAUCAUCAGCAUUGACCGUCUAAAGGAGAAAACAUCCAAGGACCGCUUAACCCAGCUUGCUCUUGCCAAGCUGAAUCAGUCUGAUGCAGAUCAUCCAAGAAUUGAAGAGAGCUAAGUUUGUGUACUGAAGAGGAGAAUGGAGCACGUGCUCGUUCCCACUAGUGCUAGAACUAGAAAGGUUUCUUUUCCCCUGGAUUUUUGAGAAGUUAUCUAGUUUAAGGAAUUUUUGUUUUCAUUUAUAGUUUGUGUUUUUUUAAAUGACUGCCCACCACUAUAGGACUAUGUCCUUCUUAUGAAAUAAAACUAAUAUGAGAUUUGUUUUCUAAUCAUAAAAUUCACUAAGCGAAUGAUUACGUUUAGAAGGUUUAGUACCAAAAUCAAACAUUUCAGUAACAAAUAGGGAUCUUGUCAACACAAUGUGAGCCAGGGAUUUUGUAAAGGCUUCUCAAGUACCCGAAUAAGAGAGAAAACCAAAUUCAGCUGGGCUGUUUAAACUUGGGAAACGCUGUCAUCUGCUUGAAGGUCCUCAGCCAGCAUAGCAUGACUUUGAUGGCAGUACUCAGGCUAUCCUUUAAGGCACAUUUUUUACUCAGAGCUCCCAUUACAGCUCCAUGAUACUUGAGAUGUACUUUUGGUUUCAGAAUCAUAACUAAGAGGUAAAACAUUAGAGAAGGACAAUGUAAGAAAGAGACACUUAGUACAAAGUCGAAGGUAUGAAUGAGGCUUUUAAAAUCAGUGUCUGGGUAAAUAGAGCCUAAAGAAACACUCAUCAACAUGAUCUAGAAAGGAUGUGUGUCCAUCUAACGGGCUCACUGGUGUUUGAGUCUUAGAAAGACAUCCCCUCCAAAAAGAUACUGAAAUCGUUUUGCCUCUUUGAGAGAUGCCUAGUUUUACAGCACAAAAGAAAGGCUUAGAAUGAAAACCAGAAGAGGCCUUUUGUUUUGGACUCCCAGCGAGGAGGGUAGAAAGCUGUAGCACUGACUAGAGUUUGCUGCCUACAGAGUUUUGAAUGUACUAGUCCUUAAUUUAAUUUCCAUAAAACUGAAUGCACCUCUUUAGUAAAUUUAGUAAAUUACUGAUUUAUGGUGCUAAAGAAAAUUAUUAUCUCCAUUUUUCUCCUCUCCCAAGCCCCUUAAAUAUUUAAGAAAAUUUAAAAUAAAAGCAUUAGAGGCCCUUUUUAUGAAUGUAACCUAAGUUUCUGUUUGAUAUAUUACACUCCAACUUUAAAAUGUUAGGAAAUUAUUUGCCUUUUUUCUUUUAGAGUUCAGUUUUAUAAAUAAUCUGUAGAGUCAAUUGAAGUAUAAAGCUUAAGGAUCACUCUUAAGACGCCUACAAAAUCUUGUAUAUUUUUAAGUGUGCCAAUUUGUAACAUAUUUUGUAAGUGUAUAUUUUUCUUAGAAAAGUGCUGUGAAGUGUCUGUAUGUGAGAGUUUUCCUUUUCUGCACCACUAGGUGCUCAUAAAAGGAUAUUUACUUCAAAGUUUCUGGUUUUAGAAACCACAAUACAAAGAAAAAAAAUACAUUUUUGUUGGGAAUUUUGUAACACAAAACAUGUUGUGAAAGAGUGUAGUGAUCUUGUGCAAAAGAAAAUGAACAUUUGUGAGCUUCUUGCUGUUUUAUAGAUUUUCUUGUAAAUUAUUCUUGUAACACCUCUGGUUUUGUUGUUCUUGUUGCAAAGGGUUUAAAUAUUUGUGACUGAGUGUAUGGUGGAACUGUCAUAAUGUUACCUAGCUGAGUUUUGUUAUUGUUUAUGGAAUAAAUAAAAAGAAAAGUUUAAAA
This is a messenger RNA of Hipposideros armiger (great roundleaf bat), 9906 nucleotides long. RefSeq names its product neurite extension and migration factor (gene NEXMIF). The transcript is spliced from 4 exons. Lineage: Eukaryota; Metazoa; Chordata; Mammalia; Chiroptera; Hipposideridae. Bases 185 to 4735 code for a protein of 1516 amino acids. The record is from RefSeq and is a predicted model, not a curated record. Gene Ontology annotation, cellular component: nucleus. Gene Ontology annotation, biological process: negative regulation of cell-cell adhesion mediated by cadherin; negative regulation of cell adhesion mediated by integrin; negative regulation of neuron migration.